This is a messenger RNA of Procambarus clarkii (red swamp crayfish), 663 nucleotides long. NCBI's taxonomy places the organism in Eukaryota, Metazoa, Arthropoda, Malacostraca, Decapoda, Cambaridae. The record is from RefSeq and is a predicted model, not a curated record.
AUGUUAUACACCGCCUGGGACACACCUGCUCCUGUUACUAGGUCACACCUCCCAGCCCUCUGCACCAACCCACCGCCAGAGCCCUCUCAGCCCUCAGCACCGGAGCCCUCACAGCCCUCAGCACUGGUGCCCUCACAGCCCUCAGCACCGGUGCCCUCAACACCGGAGCCCUCACAGCCCUCAGCACCGGUGCCCUCAGCCCUCAGCACCGGUGCCCUCACAGCCCUCAGCACCGGAGCCCUCACAGCCUUCAGCACCGGAGCCCUCACAGCCCUCAGCACCGGUGCCCUCAGCCCUCAGCACCGGUGCCCUCACAGCCCUCAGCACCGGUGCCCUCACAGCCCUCAACACCGGAGCCCUCACAGCCCUCAGCACCGGUGCCCUCAGCCCUCAGCACCGGUGCCCUCACAGCCCUCAACACCGGAGCCCUCACAGCCCUCAGCACCGGUGCCCUCAGCCCUCAGCACCGGUGCCCUCACAGCCCUCAGCACCGGUGCCCUCACAGCCCUCAGCACCGGUGCCCUCACAGCCCUCAGCACCGGUGCCCAACCAACGCACACAAGAGAAUGUGAUGCUCGUGAUAACAGACAGGGAGGUGGUCUGACGAGGACAGAGAAAUGGGGGGGAAGAGAUAUCAUAAUUGAUAUGAAAUCAGGUGACUAA